This is a messenger RNA of Cephus cinctus (wheat stem sawfly), 2552 nucleotides long. RefSeq names its product pupal cuticle protein G1A. The transcript has 4 exons. The record is from RefSeq and is a predicted model, not a curated record. The coding region runs from base 1065 to 1874 and encodes 269 amino acids. Lineage: Eukaryota; Metazoa; Arthropoda; Insecta; Hymenoptera; Cephidae.
AAUAACGUAUACUGACAUUAUCCAAAGGGUCGUUUAAUUAUUUUAUUAAAAUUUAUUAGCAGGAGAUUAAUUUCCGUUUUGUCUGUCGGUCGCGAUUUUAGUAUAUUUUGUUCGCUUUCCUGAUAACGCUGCAAGACGUCACUGACCUUUGAGCAUUUGCGUGGGUGGAGAAAUCCUAUGCGUUGUAGGGAGGUCGGAGGGGUAUUAUUUUGGCUCUGGGCAAAGUAACUGCCUUUGCUUGUGCUCCUAGGUUAGCUUCACUUGAAGUAGUAUUUGUGUCUGAGUACUUUUUGGCUUAAAGUCACACUUUGUCGAAGAAGAGGGACUUACGUAUUUAAACUUAUCUUUUGCGUUUUUCUUUGUCGCUCAGCUUCGCUUCCCUUCGUUUUUGAGGUUUUUCCUUCGCAUCCUGAGCGCAGUGGUAUCAGGACUCGGUUUUUUCCCUCAAUUUCCAAAACACGGCCUUCUGUUGCGUCUCGGAGGGGUCAUAUUUCCCUCGUAGAGAGGUAGAACCUUACCGAAAUGGGCGAGGAGGGGCCCAUUUCACAAUAUCAUUUUCUACAUUCUUCAUGCUCUGUACAACUUUGAAACACUUCUCUAUCAUUUCUUCCCGCGAGUUAUCCAUUCAUACAUCAAUUGUCUAAUUGUAAGUUGAAAUCCUUGUGCAACGAGUGGCGGCAACUGGCACUACGAAGUUUCUCUUACAUUUUACUCGGAUGGUAAAUGAAAGGUCCAUAAUUUUUCUCAAGGUACGUGACUCAUCUGUCAUCCAAUAUUACAUCACGGAAUUCAUAACGAAGUGAAAGGAAGUAAGGACCAAUGGAUAGAGAUCAAAGGCCACACUAUAACCACAAAAUGAUGGACAAUGGAGCCAGAAAUUGUGCUAUUCAAGGCAAUCUGGAAGUGAACUCUCCCCAAAAAGCAAUGAUGUUCGACAACGACAACAGUAUGAUGGGUGGGGUCAUCAUCGUGCCAGUUUGGGAGUGACAAUCAUAUAAAAGAGAAAAAGUCCUCCUGGUCUUCAUAUCCAGAUCGUCCGCCUAAGUAGAGACAUUUGAGAAACCAUGAUUUCGAUGUUCAUAAUAUUGGCUACAGUGGUGGCUAUCUCUCAAGCUGGCGUGAUAAGUCCCAACAUCGGUCCCGUAACCUACUCAUCCAUCCCUGCUGCACCCUACUCAAGUCUUUCCACACCCAUAAUAAAGUCCAGCUAUGCAUCUCCUUAUAGGUACCCAGUAACUCCAGCUGUCGCCACCUACUCCUCUGCACCAGCUGUAUCCUACUCAUCCGUUUCAGCACCCGUAAAAGGGUACUCCAGUCCUUAUUCCAGUUCAGCCUUAAGUUACACUACCAAAUACGCCGGCCCUUAUACCUAUUCGAUUUCACCCCUGAGUUACGUUGCCGCCAACUAUCACGGCUCAGGAAUUGCUGCCUACUCGUCCGCUCCGGCCGUGUCCUAUUCUACUGUGUCUGCUCCAGCAGUGAAAACCAGCUAUGCCAGUCCUCACACAUACGUCAGUUCACCGGUUGCCUACUCUACAAAAAUUGGCAAUCCAGCUGUUGUCGCUUACGCUACUGGACCAGCCGUAUCGUACUCCAGCGUGCCGUCUACUGUUUUUAAAACUGGAUACUCCAGUCCCUACAGCAGUUACGGCAGUGUACCGCUUUCCUAUGCUACCAAGACGACGUAUGCUGCUCCGGCUGUUGCUGCAUAUUCUUCAGCUUCUCCUUUGACCUACUCAUCACUCUCUACGCCUUUGGUAAGGAGUGCACACACUGUGCCAAGACUUGGAUAUAAUGUGGCCUCUGCUGCUGCACCCUUGACGUAUUCCGGACACACUACUUUCAGUGGGCUGGGUACCAGCUACGCUUGGUAAAACUUCACUGGUAUUAUCUUGACAGUUUCUAAACAGCGGAGAGAACGGAAGAUUAAAAGGGCUCAGGAUGAUGGAGUGUAUCGCUGGUAUGGUUCGAUAAUAAGUCUGAGAUUCUGUGUCAAGAAUUUUUUUUUUUUGUUAAUAUAUAUGCUUUUGGGUUAGUGUGAGGAUUUUUUUAUUGAAAUAAAUAAAGGUGUCUAAUUAUAACUAGUGUGACUUUUAGUCUAAUUCGAUUGGGUCUGAUAUACUUGUUUGAAAAUAAUUUUAAAAAUAUUGUUUUAUUUGGAUAUUUUAAUUAUCGGUGAUAAUUUAAAUGGAAAAAAAGAUUUUGGGGCAUUCGUUAUUAUUUAACGUGAAAACUCGUACAGUUUUAUUCAUAUCAUUGUAUAUAAUUUGAUAACAGUAACAAAGUAUAUUGAACACUUCGUUGACGUAAUCAAUUCAGUAUUGUCAAAUCUAAUAGUUAAGAAUACUGCUAAUAUAAAUACAAAGCGUGGAUUAUAUAAUUAUUAUGGACCAACAUAAGAUCGGAUAUGAAAAAUGAUAUCAGUCAAAAAUGUCCAUUACUACCUGAUCUUAUAAUGGUGCUCUCAAAGAUCUCGAACGUCACAUUAAUUUCUUGGCGGAUCUUCGCUUUCUAUGUACACGGUUCAUUAAAUUUUAACUUCAAUCGUUAAU